Molecule: messenger RNA, 2460 nt
Organism: Vespa crabro (European hornet)
Lineage: Eukaryota; Metazoa; Arthropoda; Insecta; Hymenoptera; Vespidae
Product: putative odorant receptor 92a
Exons: 6
Coding region: 1-1047 (348 amino acids)
Biological process (GO): detection of chemical stimulus involved in sensory perception of smell; sensory perception of smell
Cellular component (GO): plasma membrane
Molecular function (GO): olfactory receptor activity; odorant binding
Source: RefSeq, a predicted model, not a curated record
AUGAAAUUUACUCAUGAAAAAGCAUUAAAGUUUACAAAGGGAAGCGUUGCUCUAUUAGUUGCAUGGCCACCACCGACGAACACUUCGAGAAAAAAAUUGUUCUUUCUCGAUGUUUAUUUUUCUGCUUCUUUUCUAUGCGCUCAGACGAUGUUACUGUUGUUACUAAAUGGAAUGUACGUUCAUCGCGAUAAUUUCGAGAUAAUGAUGCAGUCAACGUGCAUUGCAAUCGCAAUUAUACAAAUGAGUAUUAAAAUGAUGGCAUGUAGAAUGCAACGUUCGAUUAUAUUAGAAAAAUAUGUGAAAAGAUGUGCGAUACUACACCUAUUCCUUACAUUUGGAUUUUAUUUAGCCGGUACGAAUAUCGUUUUGGGACCAAUAUUCUUAUCACAAUCGUUACCAACUUUUGCCGUUUAUCCUUUCGACACGGAAUCACAUCCCAUUUACGAAAUUAUUUAUUUUCAACAAGCAUUUACUUGUAUACAAGCUUGUACAGGUGCAACGAUUGAUUGCCAGAUCGCACUUUUACUAUGGUUCGCUGGUGCAAGAUUUGAAAUGUUGGAAAUUGAAGUAGCCAAUACCGUCGACGAAUAUGAUCUUAAACGAUGUAUAGUGAAACAUGGUCAAAUACUCAGUUACGCAGGAAAGAUAGUGAAAACUGUGCGUUUUGUGAUUCUUUCCACUGUUUGUAUUACGACCAUAUUAAUAGUGUUUAGCGGACUCUUACUCUUAUUCUCAGAUUCAGUAACGGUCAAAUUUCAAUUUCUCGUAUUGGAUAUUGUCGCUAUUGUUCAAUUAUUUUUGAACUCAUAUCCGGCUGAAAAUUUAAUAGAAAUGAGUACUGCGAUUGGAUCGGCAGCUUAUGAUUUGAAUUGGAUUGAUAAAUCACGAAAAAUAUGGAAAAAUGUAUGCUUUUUAAUUCAAAGAUCUCAAAAACCAAUUACAGUCAGUAUUCCUGGAUUUAUACCUUCAUUGUCUCUAACUUAUUACAUGUCGUUCCUGUCAUCGUCAUUUUCAUACUUCACAACAUUGAGAGCUGCUGUUAAAUAAAACGAUUAAUUAAUAUUUUUUAUUUGUAUAAAGAAGAAUAAGCAUUUGUAGAAAUAAGAAGAAUUAAUUUAAGGAAAAUUAGGAUGGAAAUGUCGAAUAUAGAUGCAAAACAAUGAACGAUUAAUAAAAAGUAUAGAAAAAUCAUUGAAAAUAAUUCCAUUCGCUCAUGAAAAUGUUAAAAUAAGAAAAGAUUAAAAUAAGAAAAAAAAAAAAGAAAAAAAAAAGAAAGAAGAAAGAAUAGAUCUAUAAAUUGAAUUUCACAAAUUCAUCUACUUACUUGCUUUCUAUUCGACGCUUGAUUAUCUAAAAGGUAUGUUUCUUUAGAAGAAAAAAAAAAAAAAAAGAAAAGAAAAACAAGUCCCUCAACUGAUGUCUGCUUUCAAUAAAUGAAAAAAAAAGUUAACACAUUCGUCAUAUACAUACGUGAAGAAAAUUCAUAAUUUGUUCCUCGAUAGCACAAAGAAAUAGAACUAGGGAAAAGAAAAUAAGGGUGGUAGUAUCGAUGCGAAAUAAUGAAUGAUAAUAACGAAGUUAAAGAGAGAAGAAACAAAAAAGAAGAAGAAGAAGAAGAAAAAGAAAAGAAGUAUGAAAACCCUUGAUAACAUAUUCAUACUCUUACGAAAGGGUGUACGGGGAAAAAGUGGGGGGAGGAAGGAAAUAGAGGAAAUAGUAAUCUUCGUAAGAAUGAUGGAAUACGUAACCGUAAGUGCAAAAGAUAUGAAAAAAUAUUUUUCUACGCUUUCCUAUAUUAUUACAAUGCGAACUAUAGAUUUCUAAUCAUAGUUUACGAUGAAGAAAAGAAAAGAAAAGAAAUGAAAAGAAAAAAAGGAAAAAGAAAGAAAGAAAAAAUUAGAAAUUCUUCAAAUGUAUUUUAAACGGUACUCAUUAUUCGAUAAAUAUAAUAUAUCUAAUUGAAUUUCGAUGAAAGGAAAUAAACUUCGGAUAAUAUCAUAGAAACGUUGGACUUAAACCGGCAUUAUGAAGUAAUCGAUGGUAAUAGUCAGGUUGUGAAAGCAACGUUGUAUACAUUAAUUGUCAAAUGAUUGAUUUAUUUAUUUCCCUCGAUCUCCUCGAUACCCGUACACGAACGAACGUCAUUAUUGAGAUUGUAUUUAUGAUAAGUUAUCGAAAGUCACUAAAUUGUAACGAUCUAAUAUCGAGUCAAUGGUUACAAAAGUAUUUCUUACGUACGAUCAAUCUUAUAACAUUAUCGAGUGAAUUUAUUGUUAUAUAUUGUAAUAAAUAAUGAUAUUUGAUAUUACACCGGAAACUGCUUUGAAAUUUACGAAAAUGAGUGUUAUAAUAAUGGGCUGUUGGCCGCCCCCUUUAAACGCAACAAAAAAACAAUUACUCUUGCGUGACAUUUAUUGGUGGACAUCGUUUUUAACCGCUACGUUCUUACUUUUAGCAUUA